GGUCAGGUCAAGGAGGGAGGGGCGACUCUUGCAAUGUGCGCAGACAGAGGAAGGAAAGUGGCAGGCGAAGAGGGGUCAAACGGGGAGAGUGUGACAGGAAAAGGUAGAGUCAAAGGAGUGGAAGGUCAUCGAAAAAUGGGGGGAACGCUGGGGACGAAGAUAACGAUUGCGGCCAUAGCAAAAGUGACAGAAGAUGGAGGUGGAGGGUGUGAAAGGAUAAGAUAUGCCCCGCUCGCAAUCCAAGGGGCUAUAAUCCAAGACGUGCAAUCGAUGGCUCCGGUAAAAGGGUUUGUUCAUGACCUUCCAUCGUUUCUGGAGAAAAGAGAUGAUACUCUGUUGGUGGCAAUAGAUUGGGACGACUCGAGGACCUUCCCCAUUUUCGACUCCUGGGACUACAUCUACGGCGAGACAGAAAAAAAGUCAAUUAUACAGGCAAUUCCAAAAGUGGCGGAGGGGUUAGAGGUCACAAAAUUUGCUGCGGAGGACCCGAUAGGGAUAACGGACAAGGAAUCUCAAAAGGAGAAGGAAAGGCAGCAGAUUCCACCCGAACCCCCUCUCCAAGUACUGGGCACAAAAACAAAAGAAUCGGAGGUGUUGCAAGCCACAGUAGACGACCUGCACGCAGCCGAGGACAGGGAGAACCCACAAGACUUGCCUCCACAGGCGGCAGUUCAGAUAGAGGGGAACAAAGCUAGAGAAUUACAAAGCAUGAUGGUGGGCCUGGCGGCAAGUGGACUCUCACAUCCGCCGCAAGUGGAGAGGGAGAGACUGCAAGUUCCACCCAAACCCCAUGUCCAGCCUGAGAAACCGCCGCAAGUGGAGAGGGAGAGAUGGCAAGAUCCACCCAACCUCUAUGCCCAGCCUGAGAAAUGGGCAAUACGAACUGUGGGGACAGAUCCGCAAGGGGAGCUACUGGUACAGACAAUGGAGGGGGGGUCAAGGGAACUGCAAACCAUUGGGGCGGGCCGGCAAGAAGCGGAGGUCCCACACCCGCAACCGGAGAAGGUGAGACUGCAACAUGGGGAAGAGGACAAAAGACAAGAUUCGCUCGAUUCCCCAAUACAGCCUGAGGAGUUGGCAACAGAGAAAGAGGUGGAUAGUGUACAAGGCCUUCCUGCUGCUUCUACACAGCAUGAUGAGGAUCAGACAUGGAAUCCUGCACAAGGUCUGUCUGUUGCUUCUGCACAGCAUGCUGUGGAUCAGGGACAGAAUCCGCCCCCCCCCAACCUGGUAAAAGGAGGCCAAACAACACAAUCCAAAAUUAGGAAAAAGAAAAUGAAAGCCUCUAGAUCGCAUACAGAUACGAGACCUGUGCCGGAACAACAGCGUCCUAUACAGCAGACAGAGGUGGGAAAGCAGAAAACUCAUGCCAUUGUGGUUGGCCUGCCUGCUGGGGCCACGGGCUGUUAACGGAACAACAGCUGCCCAUACAGCCGACACAGGAGGAAAUGCUGGAAACUCAGGCCAGUGUGCUUGGCCUCCCUAUUUGGGGCCACAGGCUGCCAACAGAAAACGGAGAAACGACCUCAGUAAGAGGCAUGGCAAGGCUGGAAGUGUGCCAAUCGGAUUAGGCACGGAAUCCGCCACAAGGUAUGUCUGCUGCUCCUGUACAGCAUGCUGCGGAUCAGGGACGGAAUCCAGCCUCCCCCAACCUGGUAAAAGGAGGCCAAACAACACAAACCAAAAUUAGGAAAACGAAAAUGAAAACCUCUAGAUCGC
Molecule: messenger RNA, 1719 nt
Organism: Chara braunii
Lineage: Eukaryota; Viridiplantae; Streptophyta; Charophyceae; Charales; Characeae
Source: the annotation of a GenBank genome assembly